AUGCGAAGUUUAUGGUUGUUUACAUUUUUAUAUUCACGUACCUACAAAUACUAUUAUUUUAUUUUUAAUGUUUCAUUGUAUUCAGAAUUUUGAUAAGAAUGUCGACGUCUCCUGGCGCGGUGUAAGUUUAAGAAUGUACGACAGCACUUGUGGUGCCGCUGCCAGCGGGCAAUGCGGCAAAGCGCAGCCCGACGGGGACGCGGCGCCUCCUAGAGAGCCUCCACAGGCGCCUCUGGAGCAAGAUUAUAGCGGGUUCGAUAUCGUCAAGGCAACACAGUAUGGGGCAUUCUUGCGAGUCAAGGAACUCAUCGAAGCUGGAUGGGACGUCAACCAGCCGGAUCGCGAAACGGUGACACUUCUUCACUGGGCUGCUAUCAACAAUCGGCGGGAGAUCAUUCAGUAUCUGUUGGCAAAAGGCGCUCGGGUUGAUGCCGUCGGCGGUGAACUUCAGUCCACGCCUCUGCAUUGGGCGACGCGGCAGGGUCACUUGGAGGCCACGGUAUUACUGAUACGCGCGGGUGCCGAUCCGUCGCUGCGUGACGCCGAGGGCUGUGCGUGUCUCCACUUGGCGGCGCAGUUCGGGCACACGGCCGUGGUGGCGUACCUGGUGGCGCGCGGCGUGUCGCCGGACGAGGCGGACGCGGGCGGCAUGACGCCGCUCAUGUGGUCGUGCUGGAAGGUGUCGGCCGUGGACCCCACACGGCUGUUGCUCACACUCGGCGCAUCCACACACCCCACCGACUGCUCGCAUGGCAACACUGCUCUGCACUGGGCCAUACUUGCUAGGAAUACUACUGCCAUAUCUACACUUAUACUGUAUGGCGAUGCUAGCCUCGAUGUACCCAACCUGCGUGGGGUGUCGCCUCUCAUGAUGCUGCAGAGCAGUGCCGACUCACUCUGGGUCGGAGCCAAGGUCUCUGACAAAAUCAAGGAGCACACGCUGGCUUCAACCAAGAGACAUUUCCUCAGAAGGUUAACAUAUGAUAAGAAAUUCCGGUGGUGGUGUGUGGUGGUGAUGCCGUUCAUGGCGUUCUACCUGACGGGGCUGGUGCUGGAGAUGGAGGCGCUGUACGUCGUGAAGGCGUUCCUGCUGGUCUGCUUCUAUGCGUUGCUGCACUUCAUUUCAAACAUACUCUUUGACGACGAGCUCAAAAACAUUUUUCCUCUUAGUGUCUAUCUGGCAACUAAGGCGUGGUUCUACAUCACCUGGGUGGUGUUCAUCUGGGGCGCCGUGGGCUGGGCGCCGUCGCUGCUGUUCGUGCUGAGCUCGGGCGCGCUGUGGUUCACGUUCCUGCGCUCGUGGCGCUCCGACCCCGGCGUCAUCACCGCCUCCAAGCAGGACAAGUUCAAGACGAUCGUGGCGCUGUCGGAGGGCGGCGGCGGCUUCGAGCCGGCGCGGUUCUGCUCCGCGUGUCUGCUGCGGCGGCCGCUGCGCUCCAAGCACUGCUCCGUCUGCAACCGCUGCGUCGCCAAGUUCGACCACCACUGCCCCUGGGUCGCCAACUGCAUCGGCGCCAAGAACCACCAGUACUUCAUCGGGUUCCUGGCGUCGCUGGUGGUGAUGUGCGUGUGGAUGCUGUGGGGCGGCGCGGCGGCGCUGACGCAACGCUGCGCACGCGACGACGAGGCCGCGCUGCUGGAGCGCGCGCUGGCGGCGGCCGGCUGCGACGCCUGGCUGGUCUGGGUCAUGCUCAACGCCGCCUUCCAUCUCUUCUGGGUCUCCGUGCUGCUGUGCUGCCAGCUCUAUCUGGUGGUGUGCCUGGGCAUGACGACCAACGAGCAGCUGAACCGCGGCCGCUACCGGCACUUCCAGUCGCGCGGCGGCCGCUCGCCCUUCUCCCGCGGGCCGCUGCUCAACGCCGCCGACUUCUUCCAGUGCGGGCUCUGCGGCCUGCUGCCGCGCCGCACGCGGGACUGGGCCGCGGCCGACGACUGCGACCCCAUGCUGCCCGACCACCACGUGUAGGCUGCUGCCGCGCCGGCAGUGAGGCUGGGCCGCGGCCGACGACUGCGACCCCAUGCUGCCCGACCACCACGUGUAGGCUGCUGCCGCGCCGGCAGUGAGGCUGGGCCGCGGCCGACGACUGCGACCCCAUGCUGCCCGACCACCACGUGUAGGCUGCUGCCGCGCCGGCAGUGAGGCUGGGCCGCGGCCGACGACUGCGACCCCAUGCUGCCCGACCACCACGUGUAGGCUGCUGCCGCGCCGGCAGUGAGGCUGGGCCGCGGCCGACGACUGCGACCCCAUGCUGCCCGACCACCACGUGUAGGCUGCUGCCGCGCCGGCAGUGAGGCUGGGCCGCGGCCGACGACUGCGACCCCAUGCUGCCCGACCACCACGUGUAGGCUGCUGCCGCGCCGGCAGUGAGGCUGGGCCGCGGCCGACGACUGCGACCCCAUGCUGCCCGACCACCACGUGUAGGCUGCUGCCGCGCCGGCAGUGAGGCUGGGCCGCGGCCGACGACUGCGACCCCAUGCUGCCCGACCACCACGUGUAGGCUGCUGCCGCGCCGGCAGUGAGGCUGGGCCGCGGCCGACGACUGCGACCCCAUGCUGCCCGACCACCACGUGUAGGCUGCUGCCGCGCCGGCAGUGAGGCUGGGCCGCGGCCGACGACUGCGACCCCAUGCUGCCCGACCACCACGUGUAGGCUGCUGCCGCGCCGGCAGUGAGGCUGGGCCGCGGCACGUGGAGGCCGCCUCGCACCAAAUAUGUGUAUAUUUUGUAAAUCGGAGUGUGUGAGACGUGCGGCGGAGUGGCGCUUGCCCGAUCGUUAGCUUCGUUGUGAUGUUGACGUUAAUGAUAUUUUGUAUUGCCGGCGAAAGGACCGCAUUGCACUUCGAGCAGAAGAGCAAACACUUCUAUUUAGUGCAAACACUUCUAUUUUCAUAUAAGUCGCGGGCGACGCAGCACCGCCUCCCGCCUUUCAUGUAAAUACGCUUAUUCAAACUUGUCCUUACCUAAAGUAUUAUAUUUAUAGUGGAUUUUAUCUGUUUGAUUUCUACUCUGAUUCAGAGAAGGACUUAGUAUAUGAUCAAUAAAAGUGUAUGUAAAAACUAUUACGAACAAAUAUUUAAUUCUAAAUCAGCAGAUAUAGUGAAUAUGCUUUUGAAUGAGAGAACAUGAUAUGAUUCGAUGGCGAUCGUUGACGUCGCGUUGUUCACUAGACGAUUAUAAUUAGAAUGUUUAAUUUGCUUUAAAAUUUAUCUGGAAUGGUUGCCUGAUAUUCUGUGUUUUUUACCGUUUGGCCGUAGAUCGUCCUAUGUUUUCUAAAUAAUACUGAAUUUUUCAUCUAGCCAGCUGCGUGUGCCAUAUUUCAUAACGCCUCGCCUACAGCUAGGAGUGACGCGGCUCGCCUCGAAUCAUUCGGAUGGAUAUUGUGAGCUUAACUUGACAUCAUUUUGUUAACUUACUCAGUUAUUAGUCAUACUAAAAGCUAAGUACAUAUUGUGUAACUUACUUCGAUGUACCUAUUAUUACAAAAAUAUUGUAUAGAUAUUAUAUUAUGAAAAGAAACCAAAAUGCAUUUGAUUUAUUAAAUAAAGUACAUAUUUAAAUA
Molecule: messenger RNA, 3559 nt
Organism: Plodia interpunctella (Indianmeal moth)
Lineage: Eukaryota; Metazoa; Arthropoda; Insecta; Lepidoptera; Pyralidae
Gene: Hip14
Product: Huntingtin-interacting protein 14
Exons: 8
Coding region: 68-1966 (632 amino acids)
Biological process (GO): protein palmitoylation
Cellular component (GO): Golgi membrane
Molecular function (GO): protein binding; palmitoyltransferase activity
Source: RefSeq, a predicted model, not a curated record